Molecule: messenger RNA, 5738 nt
Organism: Melozone crissalis (California towhee)
Lineage: Eukaryota; Metazoa; Chordata; Aves; Passeriformes; Passerellidae
Gene: PLEKHD1
Product: pleckstrin homology and coiled-coil domain containing D1
Exons: 14
Coding region: 2140-3651 (503 amino acids)
Source: RefSeq, a predicted model, not a curated record
UUCCCCUUCAUUAGAUUCGUACACACAUAAGUGAAAUGUUAAAAGAGCCACUAUUACUAUAAAUUACUGUGUCCAGACACCAGCAGUUGCAAAAUUCACCUUGCUGCUAUCUAUUGCCCUAGCAUUGCUGGCCUGUCACUUGACAAAAGUUGCUCUUUCCCUCCCCUGGCCUGUUGAUUUAAAGAACUUGCUUUAACUACUCAGUGCCUUGCUUGUCUUAGAGGCCUCCAGAGGAAAAAAAAAAUCACUUUUUGAUGUUCAGAGCUAGAAACCUCUUUACUCUAUUAGUCUGUGUGAGGUAAAAAUAAGAAAGAAUGAAAAAUAAGUAAAGGCUGAAAAUCUGUCUCAUGGCAGGUCACUGCUGUCAGAUCUUUGCAUUGUUGGUGCAGUACAAUGGCAGGAGCACUGGAUCAUUACAUGGGAGCUCUGUGGCUUUUCCCUAGACAUUUAUACAGUUAAGUGAGGCUGUAGGGCCCAGAAUAAUUUUUACCCUCUGUGCAACAUAAUUUGAGGGAAAAUUUUUCUUCUCCUGGUUAUGAGUAGUAUUUCCUUCUUGGUGCUGGGUACAGAAGGGCAUCUAUGGCAUUAAUGCUUCUGUUCUGCAAUGCAGUAUUGUAUUCAAGAGUUAGAGCUUAGGUAAGAUGGAGGCAGUAUCUGCUGCUCUCUCUUCUCCACUCUCUGCCUUAAUGUCACUCUGAAAUGGGACAUGUCCUGCUGCUCUGUGCAUGUCCUGUCUGGGACCAAAAGGUUGGUCAAAGCCAGGGUGAGAGGAAGUAACAAAUCAUGGUGUUUGCUGGCUCUCCCAUCUAUUGAUCAACUGUGACUUUUAUCAGGGACCUGCAUCUCUAAUUUCUCUGAUACUGAAUGCAGCCUGUGAGCCUGAGGCAGGCUGUGUGCAUCUCCUGUCUUUAAGAUGCUCUGCAAGUGUCUCUGACUGUACAGAGCUAAGUGAGCCCAUGUCCUGUGGUGUGCCCUGGCCUACAGCACAUCCCAGGUUUCUGUUUGGGGGUGGGGAAGGACCAUAUGUCUGCACUGUGUUUCUUCUGAACAACUGCAUUGGGAAGGGCUGGCAUCCAACAAUUACAGCAUCAGAAUCUAUUCACAUGGGAUGGCACAGGUUAAAUCAGGAGCUGAUACCUCAGCAUAUAUGGCAUACAUGCCAUACAGCAUGUACAUGUCUGUAUUGGUUAUGGGAUAUCCCAAAACCACAGAUGGUUUAGCAGCUGGGAUUGUUCCCUGAAUUCUAAUCCUGGAGGGGAGGCAGGAUGCAGUAAAGAACAAUAUGAGGAUAAACUAAUUUCCUGUGGGCAUUGAAAAAUACAGGUUCUUUUGGAGAACUAUGUAUCUGUAGAGGGAGAAGGAGUUUCAAGGGAGAAACAAGGACAUAGUACUCCCACAGCAACCUUUUUAAUCAGGUUCCCUAAGCAGGAGAUGAACAUGGACCUGAGCUGUGUGACGUAUUCCUAUGUGUCUGUGUUGGGGCCAAAAAGGAGCUGGUACCUAAGAGGCAGGGCUGAGGCUGUUCUUGCCACCUCUCCAAGAUGCAGCAAAGCAUGAAGGCAGGCAGAAUUGUAUGCUCUAACUUUGAUCAGCAGUGGCCCUUUAAGGCAGAGCAAGGCGUGCAGUGUGGACACUGCCCAGUCCAAACCCAGCAGCCACGUGAACUCUCCCCAGGUGGGCAGUGCCAGGCUGGCACAGCAAGGCCCCCUCACCCUCCCCAAUGACAGAGGGAGUCUGAUUGAACUUGCUGGCUCCCACUCACUCUGCCCCAAUUUUCCUCAGGACAAAUGAGAAGAACCUGUCUCCAAGUGCAAGAUUUUGGGAAUAUAUGUCAGAGAUGCCUGUCAGUAAAACAUCCGUCUUGCCCUAAUUUCUGCAUGGAGUGCUGCAAUGUCGAGUGAAAUAACCUUCCAAGCUGGCUCUGGUGCAGAGGAAGUAAUACGCAAUGAGAAAACUCUCAUCAUCUGUGCAUCAGGGAGAGAAUUACUGACUGAGUGCUGAGCAGUCAAGUUAUUGAUUCAAACCAAAGCCCAGUCUCUCUGUCUGCUGGGCUGGUUACAUCCUGCUGGUUCAUUGCAUUUAAUCGGAUUCCCUGAGCUGCCACGCAGAGGGGGUGAGUUAGAACCAGAUCCAUCUAUAAUGUUUGCUUCAAAAUCCAGUUCUGUCUCCCCUUCUCCGUCCAUGGAACAGGCAGACUCGGAUGCUCUGGACAUCAGCACCAAAGUGCAGCUGUACGGUGUGCUCUGGAAGAGACCCUUUGGGAGGCAGUCAGCCAAAUGGUCCAGGAGGUUCUUCAUCAUUAAGGAAAGCUUCCUGCUGUACUAUGCUGAGAGUGAGAAGAAGAGUUUUGAAAGCAAUAAAUAUUUCAAUAUCCAUCCAAAGGGUGUCAUACCCCUGGGAGGCUGCAUUGUGGAGCCCAAAGAAGAGGCCAACAUGCCUUAUGCCAUAAAGAUCUCUCAUGAAGACUUCCAUGGUAACAUUGUUCUAGCAGCUGAAUCAGAGUUUGAGCAGGCUCAGUGGCUGGAGAUGCUACAGGAGUCUGGAAAAGUGACCUGGAAGAAUGCCCAGCUGGGAGAAGCCAUGAUCGAGAGCCUGGAAGCUCAAGGACUACAGCUGGCCAAGGAGAAACAGGAAUAUUUAGAUAAACUAAUGGAAGAAACAGAGGAGCUAUGUCUGCAGAGGGAGCAAAAAGAGGAACUGGAGCGUCUGAACCAGAUCCUGGAAGCAGAGAAGCAGCGCUUUGAGGAGGUGGUGCGGGAGCUGCGUCUGGAGCAGGAGGAGAUCCGGCGGGAGCUGGAGCUCACAGCCCGCUCCCUCAAAGGAGUGGAGGAAGAGAAGAAAGAGUUGAGAAGCCUGACAGAGUCCUUACAGAACACCCUGGAGGAGCUCUCCCUGGAAAAACAACAAAUGCUGGAGAUGCUGGAAGAAAAUGAGAGCCAGGUCCCACCUCCAACCAGCCCCAGCAAGGAGCAAAGCCCCAUCUGGGGACUGCACUGCAGCCUGCGACAGAUUGAGGAGAAGAUGCAGCAACUUCUGCAGGAGAAACUCCUGGCAGAGAAAAGGAUGAAGGAGAAUGAGGAGCGGUCUCGAGCACUGGAGGAGGAGCGCGAGUUUUACUCUUCCCAGUCGCAGGCGCUGCAGAACUCGCUCUUGGAGCUGACUGCAGAGAAACAGCAGGCAGAGAGAGACCUCAAGGCUGAAGUGAAGGUACGCAUGGAUCUGGAGAAGAGACUGAGAGAGGCUGAGGAAGCCUUGCAGAGCUUGGAGCAAGGCUUAAAUUCCCUGAAUUGCAACAAGGAGAAAGAGAAGAAGAUGAAAGCAGAUGUCAGUAACUUGAGAAAGUUCUUUGAAGAGUGCAUCCGCAAUGCUGAGCUGGAGGCCAAGAUGCCCGUGAUCAUGAAGAACUCUGUGUACAUCCACAAGGCUGCCACUCGCCGCAUAAAGAGCUGCCGCUUCCGCUGCCGGAGAACCAGCGCCUCCUGGAAUGACAUGAAACAGUCACAGUCCUUCAUGUUCUCACCUGCAGAAGCUGAAAAUAUUGAAGAGCUGAAAGAAGCAGCCAAAAGACUGAGCCGGGACCAGCGCUUUAGGAAAACUAUCUAUCAAAUCAUGAGGUCACAAAAGGAUUCUGCUUCAGGGGACAAAAAGUGACUCUUCCUGGGAGGGGGGCUUCUGAGAUCAACCUGCCAUUCAGCUCUGCAAAAGUUACAGCCUUGGGCACUAGGCUCAGAAGGGAGAUCUGGCAUUUGGUGGGCAAGGUGGGGGAGAAUUGUGUGUAGGAAAUCCCUUGAGUUACUGGCUUUGCUUUAGUUUGAGUGCUCCCUGCAGUCUGGCAGACCUUCUCUGCUGAUCUCUCCAAACCUGUUUGCUUCAGCUGCUUACACUAAGCCAUGUUUGGCCAACAUGCCACAGUCGGUGUUCAAGUGAACCAGAGACCGUAGCUUAGGAAGUGCCUCUCCUUUCCUUUCCUUCCCUGUCUGGUCUGUCUGCCAAACACAAGUGCUUCUGAGGAAACCUUUAGCAGCCUAUGUUCCAGCUAUAUAAUCUCCUCAGCUGAACACAGCUCACCCUAUUCUGCCUGAUCCCCUCUAGGAGCUGCACACCCUCAGUAAAUCAGCACUUCGGUGGGGGACGUGUCCUGAAGACUGCAGCAGUCCCACCCUUCCAAGCACAGGCAAAAGUAUCAAACACAGGGCCAAACUUUUUGUCUUGAUGCCACAUAAUUUCGAGCAAACGGCAACAACACAAGGUGACGACAACAGGAGGAUGCUGUGGAUUUGGGUCCAAGGAGGAUCAUGUACAGAGAAGAGUUUAUAGGUAACUCAAUGGCAUCCAUGCGAGCUGGAGGGAGGGUUCUGUUGUGUUGAUGGUGGGCAGAACAUUCCAGGGCCACCUUUGCACAUUUUUUUGCACUGCAACAUCUAGCUGUGUCAGAACUAGGGAAUGUAUUAGCUCUUGGCUAUCUAUUCCUCAGUGUGAAGAAGCCUUUGACUCAGUUUUGAUGGCUUCCUCAACACCUCACUUGUAAGGUGAGUUGGAGGGCAGGAGGGUGAAGACUGUCCAGCAACAAAACCCACUGCCACUUCAGGCAAGCUGCAAGGGCUGUGGAAGAGGAGUCCAGGAGAGGAGUCACUUUGUUGUGGAACCCCUUGCAGCCUCCCCCACCUAUUUUAAGCAAGCAGUUGGCUAAUAAUUACCCAUGCUGUAGAAGCAGCACUGCCUGGUGCUUACAGACCACAGGAUAAGCAUGCUCAGAGUGACACCCUGUUUUCUCCUGCGUAUUAAUUGGGAAAUUAAGAAAUAGACAAUACAAAGGUGAAUAAAGUAAGCAGCAGAAGUACAGUUAGGGGUUAGGGGGUGAUAAAGUACAGGUUUACUGUACCUUUCAUGGCAUCAGGACCCCUGGGUAUUAUGUAUGUCCAGUGACACACAGGUGGUUGCUUGCUACUGUCCCAUCCAGACUGUGACAGUGUCCACUUAUAGCCUUUGGCUUCUGGCCACCUACAUAAUUCCCUACCAGUUUAGUGUUGUUCCUAGGGAGAAGUCAAGGAUGAGGCUGGGAAGCAAGCCUUGGCUUACCAGCCAGAGGAGAGUGAUUAAAGCUGAUUGGAGGAACAUCCUGUGACAGUGUGAUGCUCCUGGAUGGAAUCACUCUAGUGUGACCAGAGGAAAAGCUUUGAAAACACAGCCUGCACUUCCCAUUUCAGUCAGUUACUGAGCAGUAUCCUUCUGCCAGGCAUUGGGAGGUUUCAUCCAAUAAGAGGAUCCAGCUCUGAAGGAGGAUGUUUUUGUGAUAAUAAGUGAUACGGUAGGAGAAGAUUGUUUCCAUCCUUCCUUAGCAUACCUGAUCCUUCUGUGGUUUAUCUACUUGUGUUUAUAUGCUAGAAAGCCACAAAUAAAUUCUUGCUCCUACAAGGCUGAAGGGCUGUGAUAAAGAAGCAAUACAGAAAUAGUUUUUUUCCUUGAUGCUGCUCCCAGAUAAUCUCUGGCUAUUUUCCAGUUACAAGGUCUAUAUUAGGUGAUACUGGAAGGAACAUAAUAAAGGAUAGCUAGGGAAUGCAUCUGUAAUUCAGGCAGUUAGAAAAAUCACCCUGUGGCCUGUGAAUACAGCAUUUUUGUUCUAUUACCAUCAAAGCCACAAUCUCUGAUUCUUCAGAAGUAUUGUAUGCAGGAGGUAGUCACAUCAGGUACAUCAGGUCUUCCUUUACUGUGCAUAUUGACAGCAAUAAGUAAAUAAA